Messenger RNA from Bursaphelenchus okinawaensis, 1588 nucleotides. The record is from the annotation of a GenBank genome assembly. NCBI's taxonomy places the organism in Eukaryota, Metazoa, Nematoda, Chromadorea, Rhabditida, Aphelenchoididae.
AUGGAAACGUUGGGUUCUGGACAGUUUGGCACAGUUUAUAGGUCAGUUUUAUCUAAAAAGGUUUAAGAAGUCUUGAAAAAUAAUAUUUUUAAAUUUACUUUAAUGUAAAUUUAGUAUUUUAUUAGUUUUUGCAUUUUAAAAAAUUGUUUUUCAAAAGUUUUAGGGCUAACGGGACAUUUUUCAUCGUAUAACUUGUCACAGUUAACGUAAAAGCUAAAAUUUGAAUUUUUUAAAAUCUAGAGACUUUAGAACUUCAUAAUAACGUAUUUCCAAACUUUUACAACGCAUAAUUACAGAGUAAUCGACGAUUUGGACAGACAAUACGCAGUCAAAGCAAUAUGUGAAACUGGAGACGAAAAGACUGAUUGGGGACUGUUAAAUGAGAUCGAUAUACUUAAAGUAGGUAAAAUUACAUUCGUUAUAUUAGUCUAUACGUAUUUUACAAUAUUUUACCUUUUGGUUUAUUUUCGACUGCUUUUUCUAUAUUAGCCAUGAUGUUAUCUACCAAGUUUAAUAUAAAAAGCGUCAUAAAAUUUAAAGUACAAUGCUUAGAAAUGUGAAAGUCCGUACAUAGUGACAUUUCACGGUGUGUCACGGGAAGAAGGUGAGUGGUUGAUCAGAUUAGAGCUAAUGGAUGGGUUAUCACUCGAUUUAUAUGGCCAAAUACCAGCAAAAGUAUUGGCUCCAGUGGCGGUUUCUGUUAUUGCCGGACUGGAUUACCUCUGGACUAUGGAAGUCAUGCAUAGAGGUAGGAUUUUAAAACCUUUUGACUUAUAUUGAGUAUUACCUUUGAGGUAUAUUUUGUUUUGGCACACUUGUGCCCAGCUAGCUAUAUUAACCAUGGUGAUUUAGAUGUAAAGCCGAGUAACUUUUUGGUAAACACAAAAGGAGAAGUCAAACUAUCAGAUUUUGGAGUAUCAAGACAGAUGAUUCUAUCAGCAGUAUAUUCUGUAGUUGGUACUAACAAGUACCUGGCUCCAGAAAGGAUUGCUUGCGAAAGCUAUAAGUAGGUACUAUAGUAUCAUAUAAUUGGAAGAAUUAAAAUUUUAGAUUAAAAAAGUAAAUUUAUAAAUAUAAAAAUGACUUUUCUUAACAUAAAACUUCAUAAAACUGCCGAAAGCACCCAAUUUUUUCUUUAAAACUUUCCGUAUAAAAUGUCACUCGCAGUUCGCAGCCUUUCGGACGCGGCUUGGGGACAUAAUAUUGUUGUAUUUUUUACGUUUCUUUACAGAAAAUGUUCGGACGUAUGGAGUUUGGGUUUAUCGUUGGCCGAAAUGGCGUUAGGAAGGUUUCCAUUCGAUCAAACUACUUGGACACAAGUGAUUCGUAAUGAAAUACAGCCAAAUAUGGGGUUAGAGACGAUUUCCGAAGCUUUAAACGACUUGGUUUUGAAAUGGUACUGAUAAAUCGCAUUUGAUAUAGUUUUAAAAUGUAUUUUAGUUUGAUUUUUAACCAACACGAACGAAUUCAAGCUGGGCAUUUGGUGAAACACUCGUAUUUUCAAGAUAAUUCACCUCCAAAUCGAGAUCUAGUGGCUCAGUUUAUCAAAGACAAUAUAUAUCGCGUGAAAGAACGAAUAUACUCUUGA